Coffea eugenioides is the source of this 1228-nucleotide messenger RNA. Its product is annotated as egalitarian protein homolog. Gene Ontology annotation, molecular function: 3'-5' exonuclease activity; RNA binding. Gene Ontology annotation, biological process: nucleobase-containing compound metabolic process. NCBI's taxonomy places the organism in Eukaryota, Viridiplantae, Streptophyta, Magnoliopsida, Gentianales, Rubiaceae. The record is from RefSeq and is a predicted model, not a curated record. The transcript is spliced from 10 exons. Bases 69 to 1082 code for a protein of 337 amino acids.
AAUACGCGUAAAUAAGACAGUGAAAAUCAGAGAGCAAAAUUUCAGGCUUCGAGUUGUCCGAUGAUUGCAUGGCCUCCCCUCAUGAAAUCCAUGUUCCCCUCCCUCAUGAUCCCGGAGGCAAAUCGUUAGAAAGUGAUGGUCACUUUUCAGUGCCUAUUCAUGUCGUAACCCAAGUAUCUCAACUUCCUAUCGAGUUUCUGGAGCCUUCUCCUGAGAGACAGCUGGUUAUUGGUUUUGACUGUGAGGGUGUUGAUCUUUGUCGCCAUGGGACUCUUUGUAUAAUGCAGCUUGCCUUUCCAAGUGCAAUAUAUUUGGUUGAUGCAAUUGAGGGAGGAGAGGCUCUUGUGAAAGCCUGUAAGCCUGCACUUGAGUCUAAUUACAUCACUAAAGUUAUUCACGAUUGCAAACGAGAUAGCGAGGCGUUGCACUUUCAGUUCGGCAUCAAGUUGCACAAUGUUGUGGAUACUCAGAUUGCUUACUCUUUGAUCAAGGAGCAAGAAGGACAGAUACGGGCACCUGAUGAUUACAUAUCCUUUGUUAGCCUCCUUGCAGACCCAUGUUAUUGUGGGAUAUCGUAUGCUGAGAAGGAAGAAGUCCGAGUCCUUCUGAGGCAGGACCCUAACUUCUGGACUUAUAGGCCACUAUCUGAAAUGAUGGUUCGUGCAGCUGCAGAUGAUGUCCGCUUUCUUCUGUUUAUCUAUCAUAAGAUGCUGGAGAAACUGAGUGAGCGAUCUUUGUGGUAUCUUGCUGUCCGUGGUGCACUGUACUGUCGAUGUUUCUGCAUUAAUGAUAAUCAGUAUGCAGAUUGGCCAUCUCUUCCUCCAGUUCCAGAUCAGAUGCUUGGUGACCCAAAUGCCCCGGAGGAAGAAAUACUGUCAGUUCUUGAUGUUCCCCCUGGGAAAAUGGGACGCAUCAUUGGAAAAAGAGGAGCUACUAUCUUGUCGAUAAAGGAGUCAUGCAAUGCUGAAAUAUUCAUGGGAGGCGCAAAGGGACCACCUGACAAGGUUUUCAUCAUUGGACCCAUAAAGCAGGUGAGGAAAGCUGAAGCGAUGUUGAGGGGAAGAAUGCUGGACAUUUUCUAAAACUUUGUUACGCUUGAUGCUUUAAACUUUGUCUUUACAACUUAGUACAAUUACUUGCAAAAUGAAUCUGGCAUAAUCUUUACUUUCCAUGCUUCUACUUCCCGUUUUACAUGUUAAUAAUCCUAUACUGUCAGUACUUUUAUUAA